AUGCGGCUUAUCGCUGGCUCGUUCUUUAGUUGGCACGUCCUGCCGUUGGCCCUCAUCACACGCUUGGCAUCGUCCACCAGGGCUGAGAUCCAGGAGCUGGGGACAGACGUUGUGUCUUUCGUAGCUGGGACACCUACAACAUCAACACCUACAAAAACAACUACACCUACAACAUCAACACCUACGCCUACAUCAACACCUACAAAAACAACUAUACCUACAUCAACACCUACAAAGACAACUACACCUACAACAUCAACACCUACAAAAACAACUACACCUACAACAUCAACACCUAUGGCUACAGCACCUACAAAAACAACACCUGCAGCUACAAUGCAUACAAAAACAACAACACCUACAACAACACCAACAACUACGACAACAUCAACACCUACACCUACAAAAACAACUACACCUACAACAUCAACACCUACGGCUACAACAUCAACACCUACAGCUACAACACCUACAACAUCAACACCCACAGCUACAACACCACCUAUAAAAACAACACCUCCAGCUACACCACCACCUAUUACAACAGCACCUAUAACAACAUCAACACUUACAGCUACAACACCUACAAAAACAACAUCUAAAAAAACAACAGAGCAGCGGGGAUGUAGUUACACAGAGGUCACUGAUGACAAGUCCUUUACCGCCUGGGCUGCUGCUAACCCAAUUUAUGUAGACUGUCACCAGGACUGUACCGCAGCGCUGGCUGGAUAUAGCGCUGAUCUGCACCGCGCUGACGUUACCGAGGAGGAAAAAAACAUACCUUCUUGA
Messenger RNA from Hemibagrus wyckioides, 789 nucleotides. Its product is annotated as integumentary mucin C.1-like. The record is from RefSeq and is a predicted model, not a curated record. NCBI's taxonomy places the organism in Eukaryota, Metazoa, Chordata, Actinopteri, Siluriformes, Bagridae. The coding region runs from base 1 to 789 and encodes 262 amino acids. The transcript is spliced from 5 exons.